GUUGUGCUCAUGAUGUCAAUUUUUUUUUUAACAAGAAAGUUUAAAAGAAAUCUGGCAAAGAUUGGUUAACUGUAGCCAUCUUGCUUAGUGUUGACGCUUUUACUUCUACAGCAAUACACAUCAUGUCUUUUCCUGGACGAGCACCAAUGGGGAUGCCUGGAAUGGCACCUAGAAUGAUGGCACCUGGUUUUGCAUUUGCUCCAAUGACUGCUAUGCCAGGAAUGAAUUCAAUGAUGCCUAUGCAAAUGGGAAUGAUGACACCUAUGAUGAGACCUAUGAAUAUGAUGCCUACACAAAUGCCACCUAUGUCAAUGCAGCAACCCAUGAAACAGAACAAACUAGUACCUCAAGAAAUUCCAAAGUCAGAUUCUAAAGAAGAAAAACCUCCUGUAACAACAGUCUUUGUUGGUAAUAUUAGUGAAAGAGCUCCAGAUAUGAUGAUCAAACAAAUGUUACAAAGGUGCGGGAAUGUGUUGAGCUGGAAGAGAGUUCAGGGAGCUUCUGGAAAACUACAAGCUUUUGGGUUUUGUGAGUAUGAAGACCCAGAAGCAACUCUCAGAUGUAUUCGUUUGUUGAAUGAAUGGCAAAUAGCUGACAAGAAAUUAAUGGUGAAAGUUGACACUAAGACGAAAACAUUGUUGGAUGACUAUAGAAAGAAAAAAGUUGGUAGUGAGAGCACUGAUAAAAAGGAGACUGCUGAGAAUGGAGAAAAGAAGGAUGAGAAAGAAGAGGUGCAAAUCAAAAAAGAGGAGGAAGUGAAGGAAGAAAUUCCAGAAGAUCUUGAUGAGGAUAGCAAGAGAGAGGACAGAGUAGCAUCUGCAGGUCUUGAAGCAAUCAUGAGAGAGUAUGCUUUUGAAUUGGCCAAGGAACCUAUCAAACUAGCAGAACAAACUCCUGAAAAAGAAAAAACACUACCAAAAAAAGACAAGGAACUGCUUUUACAUGCCAAGGACACUGGCUUUGAGGACAUGGAAAUGGAAGAUGAAAAGAGAGAAAUUAUAAACAGAGAAAUCAAUAAAUUUCGAGAUCGACACAAGGAUGAUGAUGAAGAUAAAGAAAAAGAGAGCAAAGACAGAGAAAGAAACAUGCUUAGGGAAAGAGAGCAACGUCGCCAAGAGGAAAAAAGGCACCGUGAACGAUUGGAUAGGCUACGAGAUCAAAGGGAUCGUGAGGUGACUAGAGACAACAGAGAUCGGGACAGAGCUAGCACAAGGAUUUCUAGGUCUAGAUCACGAUCUUCUUCUCCACCCCCUUCCAGAUCAAGAAAAAGAUCACGCUCAAGAGAAAUGACAAGUAGAGACAGAUCUAGAGAAAGGAGAAAAGAAAAGGAAAUUGAGGAAGAAGAAGAGGCAUAUGAACGUCGAAAACUGGAGAAAAAAUUACGCGAAAAAGAAGCUGCUUAUCAAGAAAGGCUCAAAAAUUGGGAAAGCAGAGAAAGGAAAAAAUCCAGAGAAUAUGAAAAAGAAAAUGAAAGGGAAGAUGAAAGAAAAGCUGAAGAGGCUCGCGAAGCAAGAAGGUUGAAAGAGUUUUUGGAAGACUAUGAUGAUCUUCGGGAUGACCCAAAAUUCUACAAAGGUAGUGGGCUGAUGAGGAGAUUAAAAGAGAGGGAAAAAGAAAAAGAGUUGGAUAACAGAGAUAGACAGAGAGAGAAAGAGGAAUUUGAAGAAAUCAAAAGAAAGCUCUUUGAUGAAGGUCAUCCAGAUGCUGAAACUGAAGUUGCAAGGAUGGAAAGAGAAAGAGAAGAACAUCUUCAACCCCGGUUACAUUUACAAGAAAUCAAACAGCCUCAACAAAAAGCAAUGGUGGUAGAAUCAGAUUCAGAGGCAGAGCAGCCCCCAGAACCAGAGAAACCUGUUGAAGAGUCUCCCAAACCUCAACGCAGCCACUAUCAGCGACCACUCAAUCCUCCUGAACCCAAGCAUUCACCUUCGUUAUCAACAUCCCCCAUUUCUACAGAUUCACGGGUGAGCGCACCAGGACUUUUCAUGGAUGAAACAUCUCAAUCAUCUUUACCCGGUGUACAGGCAGUCUCUCGUCCCAGCGAAGAGUCAGUAACUGCUAGUAGGAUUAGAUCAGUACCAACAGCAAGUCCAGAUCCCACAAGUUUAUCUGGGACAAUAACUCAAAUAGAUGCUAAACGCAAAAAGUUAACUAUGGCUGAUGUGUUUAACCAAGAUGAUGAUGACAACAUGGAGCCCAAGAAGAGGAAGUUGAUUCCUAUAGAUUAUGAUGAUGAUAAGUCAAUGUCUGGGGACAAAAAAGCCACUGCUGAAGAGAAGAGACAGAAAAUAAAACAGUUGAUUGAAAGCAUUCCAACAGCCAAAGAAGAACUAUAUGCCUACACAGUAGAUUGGGAUAUUGUUGAUCAGAAUUUGAUGGACAAACGUAUUAAACCUUGGGUCACCAAAAAAAUCAUUGAGUACAUCGGAGAGGAAGAGCCAACAUUGACUGAGUUUAUCUGUCAGAAAGUUGUAGCCAAAAGUACACCUCAGAGUAUACAAAAUGAUGUGGCUAUGAUAUUAGACGAGGAAGCUGAAGUGUUUGUGGUUAAAAUGUGGAGGUUAUUAGUCUAUGAAACAGAAGCAAAAAAGUUGGGACUUGUUAAGUAAUAUUAUUUUACCAGAUUGUUUUGGGGAAUUAAUAGUAUAACACAAAAAGACCAUAUUUUUAAAAAAAAGUUAAUUUGUGAAUGAAAAUGCCUCAUUUUAAUGCAGCAAUAGUAAAUUAUGAAGAGUAUUAUUUGUUUAAUGAAAGCCAUUCAUUUGUGCAACUGUUGUAUGUAAAAGAAUUUCUUUUUGAUUGCCCAAGAAAUGUGAUUAACAGGAAGCCAUCAGUAAGCUUCUAAUAAUAUAUUUUUUUUGUUUCUUUUUUUUUUUUUUUUAAAUUUUAUGUAUCUGUUGUUGAUAAAUUGAAUACAAAAUCAUCAUUAAAAAACAUGAAAGUUCAUA
Molecule: messenger RNA, 2948 nt
Organism: Biomphalaria glabrata
Lineage: Eukaryota; Metazoa; Mollusca; Gastropoda; Planorbidae
Product: RNA-binding protein 25-like
Exons: 18
Coding region: 123-2609 (828 amino acids)
Biological process (GO): mRNA processing; regulation of alternative mRNA splicing, via spliceosome
Cellular component (GO): spliceosomal complex
Molecular function (GO): mRNA binding
Source: RefSeq, a predicted model, not a curated record